Messenger RNA from Rhineura floridana, 2491 nucleotides. RefSeq names its product protein shisa-5-like. NCBI's taxonomy places the organism in Eukaryota, Metazoa, Chordata, Lepidosauria, Squamata, Rhineuridae. The record is from RefSeq and is a predicted model, not a curated record. The transcript has 2 exons. The coding region runs from base 100 to 1314 and encodes 404 amino acids.
UGGCCUCGGCUGAGAGUGUGUUUGGCUACUAGCGGGGACUUGUUGGACGGGGAGGGUUAAAGCCGGCCAGGCGCGGGGAAGGGGCGCGCUGGAAAGAAGAUGUUUUUAAAACUUAGCCCCUGCCUGGGGCAUCCUUGCGCUAUCGGGAAGGUUUUGCUAUGCGCCCUCCUUAUGCUGUUGGUUUCAGGAGGUGCCCCUGAGGGCGAACUGUGCCGCGCCUGGAUGGACUGGAUGGGGGCGCCGGCCGGAGUGUUCCAGUGUCCGAAGCGACUGGAUGGCGCGGAGGCCAAGUUUUGCUGUGGUACCUGUAACUCGCCCUAUUGUUGCUCGACCAGAGACGACCGCCUAGACCAGGAGCGAUGCCCCACCGACAGAUUGCUCAAGACGGUCACUUCUGAGGGCCCUGGACAACAAGUGACCUCCACCACCCCGUUCCUGGCUGGAGAGGGGACCGUCACUCCUGAUAGUCCUCGACAAGGGGCCAACACCCUGCUGCUGACUGAAGACUGGACCACCGCCCUGGUCCCGGUGCGCCAUGCCACAUCCUGGACGACUGUCAUUUGGGUUAUCUUUGCAACGGUAGGCAUCAGCUGCGCAUGCUGUGCAUACAGCUAUUGCUGUGCCAAAUACAAGGUUGUGCUGAGACGCCCUCGUCAGCAUAGACAAGAUGCCCGGGUGGACAUGAUUGAGCUUCCUGAAAGGCUGCCUAGCAUUCAUCCUCCAAGUCCUCCUCCACGUGCUCCAAGACGGUCUUGCCUGCCUCCUCCUCCUCCUCCUCUGCCUCCUCCCUAUUCUUCAAGAGAGUCUUGCAUGUCUCCUAUUCACGAUCCAUCUCUUCCCCCUCUUCCUAAGGCCUCUCGCUUCUCACCUUCUGAUCUUCCUCCUCCCUAUUCUACAAGUGGAUCUCGCGCACCUCCUCCUGAUCCUUCUCUUCCCCAUCGUCCCAGGGCCUUCUGCAUGUCUCCUGCUUCUGGUCCUUCCCUUCCCCGUCCUCCCAGAACCUCUCGCCUCUCUCCUCCCCGUUCUCCAAGGGCCUCUCGCAUGCUCCCUCCCCCUUAUUAUGACCCACCACCCUAUUCUUUAGUGGACCCUCUAGGAAGCUGGCUUCUGCGUCCUGCAUUAGACAGUGCGCCUGUUGCACAGGUGGGUUGUGCAAACACUGGAUACCGUGAUGAUGUAGAGGCAACUGCCUUGUCUUCAGCUGCAUCCGCAAGGGCUGCUCAUGAUGGUUCCACCUCGGGGCAUGCUGGGCAAGGGGCUGAAGCGGCCCUGCCAGGGCCUGUCAAGGAGGAGGACGACGACUUGGAAAUGUAGCUGCAUAUCCACCUUCAAUGGAGGUUUGGUAGACCUGCCAAAGCAGAACUCCACACUGAAUUGUAAUAGCUUGUUUUUAGAAUUGAGGAAUCCGUAACUGACUUCUUUUAAUAGUAUGUCCUGAUUAGACUGAUCACUAUUUUUUUAAUGUAGUGUUUUACUUGUUUAGUGUUCACUUGUUCGUCAUUCACUUUCUUGCAAACAAGAUAACUGGAGUGCCGUAAGGAUUAGCAUACAGAGUUUUUCACAAAACAUUCUACACCCCAAUUCAUCUAGUAGCUCAGAGUAACCCCUCUUGGAGAUGGGGGCAGCCCCUUGUGUCAUGAUGGUCUCUCUCUUCAGCCCUUUCAUCUCCGGUCACUAGAAGUAAGCUAACUCGACUUGAUCAUGAUAUGUUGCUGAUCACCAGUUUAACAUAGAGGAGACACAACUAAAUGCUUGGUUAAAGUACAAAGACACAGUUAAAUUCAAUCACGCACACCCCUUUGAAAGGACACCUGAAGGAGCUUCUUUAACUGAAUUAGAUAGCUUUGUUUCUAACAGAAAGUUGCAUAUAUAUGUAUGAGGUGGGAUGGUUUGCGUCCAGGAUGUUGGGAAUUGCAUAUAUACUCCUUUUGAUGGGCAGAGAAGGUUCUGUGACGUUGGUCAUUGGGGAGGCCACUCAACAAGCUAAGCGCAGAGGCUGUGCCUUCAACAAUUGCCUUAAACAUUGCUAGUGAAGACUCAGCCAAAUAUUGCUGAGCUUCUGUGUGUAACACUUGAAUAGGCAAUACCUUGGUAUAGCAUCUUUACUCCUAGGGAAAUGUACUUAACAAGAAUGAUAGUAUUCUACCUGAGCUGUUUUAAUCUCUCUCUAUAUCUGCAUAAGCCAGAGAAAUGUUUGCAUAGCUACCACGGGGGUUAUAUGCCACAUGAUGCCCCCAAGACUUUUUUAACCUUGAAAAUUGUAUGACCACUUUCUGUGUAUUGACCCUGAAGAGGCAAAGGAAGCAGGCAGGCAAGCAGCGAUGUCUGCCUCCUGAGUAAAAUGCUUCUUGGAUGAAUGACGCUGUUUUUAUAGCACAGACACUUGCCAAAUGUAUGUCUUCAAAUGUGAACAUCAAAUCACUUGUCAAUUGUAUGUUUUCAAAUGUAUGUACCAAAUCACCAAUAAAAAUGUGUGGAGUAGUUAUUUUCA